AUGUCUUUUAAAUUAGGAAUUCCCAACAAACCAGAACUAGCUGAUACAUAUUACUCCCAAUUUGACGAUGAAUUUGAGAACAAUGAGCCAGUUACGCCCGACGAUGAUGAUGAUGAAGAUGAAAAGACAAUAGUUCCUGCCAAUAGACUUUCCAAGAAAGCAUCGGAAGAGAUUGAUGAAGAAAAUGGAGAAGGAACCAUGAUGGGAGAAGAGACUCAAGAUAUGAGUGAAUUCAUUGGUUGUUUACAAGGUGCUUUACGUUCUACAACAAAUGAAUCAACGAUAAAUGAUGAUACUGGGAUAUUUGGACCUCAAACCAAAGAAAUAAAAAUAAAGAAUAUGAAAGAGUAUCCUUUAAUAUUUAAAAGCCAAGAUAAUCAAUAA
Messenger RNA from Lottia gigantea (owl limpet), 384 nucleotides. RefSeq lists its product as hypothetical. The transcript is spliced from 2 exons. The record is from RefSeq and is a predicted model, not a curated record. NCBI's taxonomy places the organism in Eukaryota, Metazoa, Mollusca, Gastropoda, Lottiidae. Bases 1 to 384 code for a protein of 127 amino acids.